ACUUGGGACGAGCCCAGCGGCAAGACGGGCAGCGGCAAGAAGUUCUUCCACAACAUCAUCGAUGGCUCGAAGGUGCCUACCGAACCCUUCUACGUGGCGAUCAUCACUCCGGUGAUCCACUACUGCAUGGGUGGGCUCGAGUGCACCGUGGACGCCGAGUGCAUUGACAAGAAGUCGGGCAAGGUCAUUCCUGGACUUUAUGUUGCUGGCGAGGCGGCUGGUGGCAUCCACGGCAACAACCGCCUGGGUGGCAACUCUUUGCUGGACUGCGUCGUGUUUGGCCGAGUUGCUGGCAAGGCCGCAUGCAAGUUCACCUUCGGUGCCGGCGAGAAGUUCAAGCCUUGCCCUCCGCCGGGCGAGCUGAAGGAUUUGUGCAAGUGA
Messenger RNA from Symbiodinium necroappetens, 381 nucleotides. Lineage: Eukaryota; Dinophyceae; Suessiales; Symbiodiniaceae. The record is from the annotation of a GenBank genome assembly.